Molecule: messenger RNA, 744 nt
Organism: Dufourea novaeangliae
Lineage: Eukaryota; Metazoa; Arthropoda; Insecta; Hymenoptera; Halictidae
Product: CD59 glycoprotein
Exons: 4
Coding region: 100-540 (146 amino acids)
Source: RefSeq, a predicted model, not a curated record
CGGUCCAUGUUGGUUCGAUUUAAACGAGUGUCAUCGAGUCGUUUGUUGUGUGCCUGUCUUCUUCCGUUGUUUUUAAAUUAAAGUCAGCGGCACUUUGAAAUGAAACUUUCGAGAUUUUGUUUAAUGCUAUUUGUCGCAUGUUACUUGUCCCUCGGCCACGCCCUGGAGUGCUAUGUUUGUACCAAGCAGGACGGGAACAGGGAAAAGUGUCUAAAGAGUACAAAAACCUGCGAGCAAGGACAAGAUGCUUGCCUCACUGAAAUUAAAUGGGGAAGUACACCGUAUUGGUCGCAAGGUGCGAAGAAGCAGUCCUACGUCUCGAAGAGGUGUGCCUCGAAAAAAGAAUGCGAACGAAUAAAACAAUCGAACAUGCCUGACUGCACAUACAUAUGGUAUCAGGAUUGGCAAUGCUCGGAUUGCUGUCAAGGAGAUAAAUGCAACUAUUACAUAAUCUCUGGUGUCGAACGAUUGCACGCGUCCUGGGUAAUGGUCGCUGCUAUCGGAACCUCCUUAUACGUCACAGCAUUGUUUAGGUGUUAAGAACACUCGAACGAUACGUGUUUUGCGUAUCGUUACGAUAAUUUAGAACUUAAAAAAUGACAACAAGAUGGCCUUGGACCCGACGUAGAGUGUCCUAUUAUACCACGCCGUGGUCGAAGAGCUCGCGAUAUCCGUCCAAUAGAAAUGUUUUAUGCUCUUUAAUUGCAGCCGUUGUAACUGUCCAUAACUACAUGUAAUGCAUCG